UAUGAAAAUAAAAGAAUUUUUUUGAACUGGACCCAGAAGCUGUAAGUACCUUACAUCACAACGCAGACUUGCUGGUUCUAGUACUCUGAAAAACACGCCACCACCUCUUCUUCCUGCGCUCGCGCGCACAUAGAUUUCCUCCUCCUCGUUCUCAGUCCCACAUUCCGUGUUUCAUUCGUUAUACAGCUGCCGCUUCUCCAGCGCACGGUGUAAGAACACUAGGAUUCUUUCUUUAUUUGCCAAAAAUAAAUUUCUUUGUUUUUUUUUUUUUGAUAUUCUUAGAAACACUCUUAUUUGCCAAAUAUACGUUUUUUUUUUCAAGAAAUCAACCAAGAAAAGAAAUAAUAGUUCCUUGAAACCUUUGAUCUUUUUUUCUUUUAUGGGGGUUUGAAUGCAAUAAUUUGCAUGCAUGUUAAAGAAGAUGGAUUUUGAUGAGAAACAAAGUUUUGGUUUUGGUGGUAAUGCAAUGAUAGCUAAGGUUUCAAGAUUUUCUUGGUCACCAUUUCUUUUCUUGAUCACACUUAUAGCUUUUUUAUCUUUUCAAAUCACAACCAAGACCAUCUACCCUAUAAAGAUUGCAUUUAGUUCUACGUCGAAGACCGGUGUUUCAACCGAUACAAGAACCAGCUGUGUGGGGUUCUUUGGAGAGUUGCCGGAGAGAAAAGCUGUGAUGUCGAUAAGAGAAUUCGGUGGGGUCGGUGACGGGAAAACGUCUAAUACCGAAACGUUUCGGAAAGCGAUACGGUACUUGCAACGUUUCGGGGAGAGUGGUGGUGCCCAGUUGAAUGUGCCGAAGGGAAGAUGGGUUACAGGGAGUUUUAAUUUGACAAGUAAUUUCACUUUGUUUCUUGAAGAAGGUGCUGUUAUUUUGGGUUCUCAGGACCCGAAGGAAUGGCCUAUUAUAGAACCAUUGCCUUCUUAUGGAAGAGGGAGGGAGAGAUUAGGGGGAAGACAUAUUAGCCUUGUUCAUGGAGAUGGCCUCACAAAUGUUGUCAUCACAGGAAACAAUGGGACAAUUGAUGGACAAGGGAAGAUGUGGUGGGAAUUAUGGUGGAACAGAACAUUGGAGCACACUAGAGGUCACCUUGUGGAACUAAUGAACUCUAACAAUAUUCUCAUCGCCAACCUUACGUUUUGCAACGCUCCAUUUUGGACCAUUCAUCCAGUUUACUGCAGCAAUGUUGUUGUUAAAGACAUGACAAUCUUGGCUCCUCUCAAAGCCCCAAAUACUGAUGGUAUAGACCCUGACUCAAGCACAAAUGUGUGUAUUGAGGAUUGUUACAUUGAGAGUGGGGAUGAUCUUGUAGCAGUGAAGAGUGGCUGGGACCAGUACGGUAUUAAAAUGGCUCGUCCAAGCUCAAACAUUGUAGUUAGGAGAGUAUCUGGCACCACCCCUACUUGCUCUGGGGUUGGAAUAGGUAGUGAGAUGUCUGGAGGGAUUUUUAACAUAACUAUUGAAGAUUUGCAUGUCUGGGAUUCUGCUGCUGGUGUGAGAAUAAAAACUGACAAUGGCAGAGGAGGAUAUAUAGCAAAUAUUACAAUAAGUAAUGUAACAAUGGAGAGAGUUAAGGUUCCGAUAAGGUUCAGUAGAGGUUCAAAUGACCAUCCUGAUGAAGGAUGGGAUCCUAAGGCAGUUCCAGUUGUGAAGGGCAUUUCUAUCCGUAAUGUGGUCAGUUUCAAUUCAACAAAAGCCCCUGUAUUGGAGGGAAUUGAGGACGCACCAUUUGGUGGGAUAUGCAUGAAGAAUGUUAGCUUGCUUGGAGUGGUAUCAUCUUUGUCAUGGCAUUGUGAAUUUGUCUCAGGUUUUGCAGAUGAGGUAUUUCCAACACCAUGCCCGCAGCUGCAGAGUAAUAUCUCUUCAUCUUGGUGCUCAUACUCUUGGGCUUCUUCGGUCAAUCUCAAUUGAAGUUUAGGGAUUCAGUUUGCACUGGUUGUUUUCAGAGGCCAGUUUGCGUUGAGCAAAUUAUGAUUGAAAAACAAUAUUAUGGAAGUGGUUGGGUUGAUCACUAGAGGAACCACAUUAAGGGUCUGAACUGAGCAUUUCUUAAGUCAUAUUUGCUUCAGCGUGAUAUGAAGCUGCUGCAUGGAUGAGCUCUCAGAUAACACUCUCGGUACCAAACACCAAUUUUGGCAAAUUUGUGGUUGCCUUUUUCAGUUUUGACUUGCCUUGGUGAUUUUCUGACCUUGGAUUUCACUGAUUCUGUCAUUGGUCACUGAUUUUCUGUGUAUGGAUUAUUGAAUAUAACAGAAUGCACACCUGGGGAUUCAACUGAGCCCCAACCACAGAGAGAACAAAGGAUCGAUUACUUAUACCAAAAGAAUACAGGAAAAUUUAAUAGAAGGUACAUUUUCCAGCAUUCCUGGAUCGAUUACUUGUGCUAUAGGAAUGCUAGGAAAUUCUUUGUAGGAAUUUAAUAGAUCCUAUAUUCCAGCUUAGCUCCAUUUAUUUUUUACACCAUAAUUUCUUGUCCAAACAAGAUUUGGAGUCCCCUCUCCAACUCAACUCUUUCUUGGUUUCUGUUCUUGUAAUGAAAGAGAUGGAUGAGAUCUUAUUAACUUGUGUAGUCCUUGUUUUGUUUAAUGUUAUUUACUGACCACCCUGGCAAACCAGGUUCUCUUUUAACAGGUUAUAAUGCUGAAAGUUCCUAUAAGCAUUUAUUUGUAAAGGUAGAAUAAACGGAGGUAUUGGAUAACUUAGCAUAAAUAGGGCAACCACUAGAUUUGUCUUGCUUGUGAAAUGAAUAGCUCUGACACUGAUGAACUUACUGGCUAUAUUCCUAUUACAAUUCCUCAUGUUCAUCUUAGGAACAUCGUGAGCUAGUUCUAUCAAGAAUAUGUGGUCUGAAUUCAUGUGAUGGAUCAAGUCAUCCAUGUUACUUUGAGCUACCUUGGAUGGAACAUGGUUGGCUGAAUAUACUUUCUUUCCAUGUUACUUUCAGCCAAGGCAGGUUCUCUGAGUUUCAUCUGCUUUCUGUAAUGUUUUCUGCGCAUGGGAAAUAACUUUUCCUUUAAACCGUAUGAUCUACUUUUUAAUGGGUUAAAUAUUUCAUUUUCAAAGGCUUCAGGGUCGUAAUUUGCCCCACCCACAAUUAGGUAAAAUUAGUCAUGGAAAUUUUUGUCCAAUCUCCAUAUAUUCUCCAUGGAUGGAGCAAUUUCCAGCAAGGACACAGGAAAAUAUAGGAGAGAAUCACACAGAGAAACUAGAGAUAAAUGGAUUGUAAAUUUUGUUACAUGGAAAACUAGAUACAUGUUGGAAAAUGGAGAUUCAAAGACAAAGCUCACCCUCUUCACCAUUUCCAGAAAACAUUGGAACCACACUUGUAUUUGUCCUUUCCUUCGCACUCCAAAGCCAAAUCAUCAGAGAUAAAUGGCACUUUCUGCAACAGCCAAAGAAAACCAAUUAAAUGAAAUAAUCAUACGGUCCAAUCAAUAAGAAAUAUUACUCAUAAAACUACAUGAGUUGCACCUUUUGCUUGGCAAGAUCUUGGCAGCCUGUGAAGUUCUCGGGGAACUUGCAUGUGCCAAAUUGAACUGUGAAUGCUCUUGCAAAAUUUGCUCCACUAGUGGCCAAUCUCUUCUUGUCAUUCAAUUCCUAUAACAUUAUCACUUCACAAUCAACAUCAUAAUAGAAACAGAUGAUCUGAUAAAUAAAAAGUUCUGAGAAAGGCAGGGUUUUGCAAACAAACCUUGUUAGCUUUGCUCUUUUCAAGGUACUCUUCGAUGACUCCAGCAUUGGCAGAAGAAGCAGCAGCAGCUGAGGUGAAAAGGGUAGCUGCAAGAUAAACCAUUGCAGCUCUCCUUCCUUCACUUGCUUUCAUUUCUCUAGAAUCAGCUCUAGUCUGUUGGGCUCUGAUCACAGGCAACUUGGGGCCACACACAACAAGGGAUGCAACUGCAGGCAUGGAAACAAUCUUGGCAUUAAGCUCAGAUGAUCCAGUGCCUGAGAUGGCAUAGUUGCAUGCCAAAACACUAGAAUUCAUGGCUGCCAUUGCUUGCAAAA
Messenger RNA from Populus nigra (black poplar), 4000 nucleotides. RefSeq names its product probable polygalacturonase. The transcript is spliced from 5 exons. Bases 410 to 1906 code for a protein of 498 amino acids. The record is from RefSeq and is a predicted model, not a curated record. Gene Ontology annotation, biological process: carbohydrate metabolic process. NCBI's taxonomy places the organism in Eukaryota, Viridiplantae, Streptophyta, Magnoliopsida, Malpighiales, Salicaceae. Gene Ontology annotation, molecular function: polygalacturonase activity.